This is a messenger RNA of Ramularia collo-cygni, 1830 nucleotides long. RefSeq lists its product as uncharacterized. Lineage: Eukaryota; Fungi; Ascomycota; Dothideomycetes; Mycosphaerellales; Mycosphaerellaceae. Gene Ontology annotation, biological process: regulation of DNA-templated transcription. Gene Ontology annotation, cellular component: nucleus. The transcript is spliced from 7 exons. The record is from RefSeq and is a predicted model, not a curated record. Bases 1 to 1830 code for a protein of 609 amino acids. Gene Ontology annotation, molecular function: zinc ion binding; transcription cis-regulatory region binding; DNA-binding transcription factor activity, RNA polymerase II-specific.
AUGGACGGCGGCAACAACAGUGCAAAGGCCGCCCGGUUCUCAUGCAUGACAUGCAGCAAGGCCAAGGCUAAAUGCGUCAGGAAUAUUGGCGAGCAGAUUUGCGAACGAUGUGCUCGACUCAAGAAAGAAUGCCAUCUGAAGGAGCCGGUGUUACGGAGACGUAAAGUAGUCAAGCCGACACGUGCGGCGCAGCUGGAGAAGAUUGAAUCGAAAAUAGAGCAUUUGGUAAAUGCCUUGUCUUCUGCUCCACUCAACCGACGCGGCGAACACGGCCAACCCUCUCCUUCCAUCUCCCAGCCAUCAGCGCACAUACCCAAUGAAAGGUCGCCCGGUGGCAGCCCCUCUGAAGCCUACAUUGGUCCAUGUCUUGACGACAUCAACAUUCGCCGCACUGGCCCUCCACAGGCCUCACAUCACUCAGAAACACCAGGUGUGCCUCGAGAAGUACCUGUCGCACCUGGCCCAAAGGAAGAUGUUCCAUUGAUUGACAUUACUCUCGACGAGGCUGAGGGUCUGAUCCAUCGCUAUCGACAGCUUCUCUCCCCCGGUCUGCCCUUUGUAGCGCUACCGGAUGACGCCACUGCCCAAUCAAUGCAAGAGCAGAGGCCAGUCCUGCUCCGUGCUGUCACGACCGUGGCAUUGUUCCAUGACCUACCACGACAACAGCUCUUGGUCAAAGAUCUCAUCCGAGCCAUCGGUGAGCGUAUGUUGGUGAAAGGAGAGCAAAGUCUCGACAUACUGCAGGGAAUUAUCGUGCUCAUUGGCUGGUUUCAUCCCCACGUCUUUUGGAAUCGUCAGCUCGGUAACUUGAUCCAUCUUGGAAUCUCCCUGUCUAUGGAUCUGGGUAUCGACAGAAAGACUCAGCAAUUUGAGCAGGAUGUAAAUGAAAAACCGUUGAGGAUCUCAGGACUUGCAGAGAAUCGGGCUCUCCUGGGCCUCUACUUUUACACCAGCAUGCUCUCAUCGAACUUCAAGAAAAUGGACGCCAUGCCCUUCACAGUCCACAUGCAACGCUGCAUGGAAAGCCUAGAUGGGGCGCAUGAAGCUGAGAGCGACCUCUUGCUGGUACAGAUGGUGCGAUUGCAGCGCGUGAUCGAAACGAUCCAUACUACGGACCGCCCAAUCGCACCAGCCCGCCUGUACGUCAAAGCGUACCAAGCAGAUGUUGAACGGCUGCGGAGGCUUGACCGCUGCUCGGAGAACAACACAUUUAUUCAUCUGCAGUAUCUCAUAGCUGACAUGCACAUCGCUGAGCUCGCGCUCGCCGAUCUGGCGGAGAGUAGGGGCGUAUCCUUGAGUGGUCGCUUAGAAGACCUCCAUCGCUGUGUGGAGGCUUUGAAGGCUUUUUUUGAAGUGUUCUUCACGGUUCCCUCCUCGGUCUACUUCCUCAUACCAUUCGCGACAUUUUCACAUUUUGCACACGCUCUCAUUGUUUGGAAGAGGCUUGCUGCAAUAGACACUGAGCAGUGGAGUCUGAGAUCAAUGGUGGAUCAGUUGAAUUUCAACAGUAUACUCGAUGAGCUAGCCACGCGUUUCGAAGAACCUCAACAGGCCGCACUGGACCUUAACGGCGGAUUACCGAUCCACAACGACUCGUUCAGCUACUGGAGUAAGAGAUUACGCUGGCUGAAGCAGAUGUACGCGGCUAGAUCAGACCCAGCAACCACUCGGACUGGGGCAGAAACAGAACAACAAUUCAGAGCUCCCAGCGGAUCGAACCAGCCCACGCCUCCAGAGGACAUAUUCUCUGCCGACUUCUUUAGUAUGGACGACAACUUUUGGAGUUGGGCGGGAGAUUUUGAUCUAGGUUUCCCAGAAGCAGUUAGUUGA